This is a messenger RNA of Galdieria sulphuraria, 3099 nucleotides long. Its product is annotated as 26S proteasome regulatory subunit N2. Gene Ontology annotation, molecular function: enzyme regulator activity. The transcript has 2 exons. Gene Ontology annotation, biological process: regulation of protein catabolic process; proteasome-mediated ubiquitin-dependent protein catabolic process. Gene Ontology annotation, cellular component: proteasome regulatory particle, base subcomplex; proteasome complex; proteasome storage granule. The record is from RefSeq and is a predicted model, not a curated record. Lineage: Eukaryota; Rhodophyta; Bangiophyceae; Galdieriales; Galdieriaceae. The coding region runs from base 39 to 3041 and encodes 1000 amino acids.
GAUUUGUAAUUUUGGAAAUUUUGGUUUAGCCCAAAGCAAUGAGUGUGUUAGUAGUCAAUUCUGCGAGUUCAGCACUCAACGAGUUGAGUGAGUCAGAGCCUUUAUUGCAAGUUCAUGCCUUGCGUGUUUUAAACUCAGUUGUCGAUUACUCUUGGCCAGAAAUUUCUUCGUAUGUUCCCAAAAUACAAGCUUUGAGUGAAUCACCCUCGUUCCCAGAACCAGAACUGGCGGCUCUCGUUGCUGCAAAGGUGCUGUUUUAUUUGGGAGAUAUCGAUCAAGCACUGGAGUAUGCGCUCAUGGCUGGAGACAAGUUUGAUGUUACGGAAGAAACAGAGUUUUCUCAAACUCUUCGUUCUCGUUGUAUCGAUUUGUACGUGGAGUUGAAGUCGGGAAGUGGCCCUAGAGAAAAGGAGCACUUGCCAUCCUUCACUCAUUCAAGUGUAGAAAGCAACCAAGCUUCCUCUUCCACUGUGAAAGAAGCCAACUUUCCUGUAUUAGAACGGGUUGUGGAGGAUGUGUUCGACGACUGCUUGAAGAAGAAUGAAACUUUUGAGGCCGUGGGAAUUGCAAUUGAGUGUAGGAGGCUAGAUAAGUUAAAAGAUGCAGUAGCAACGGAGACGGAUCCCCUAAGAGUGCCUCUUAUCCUUGAUUAUUGCUUUCGGUGCUCUCAAGGACUUGUUGCCUCGAAGGCUUACCGCACAGAAGUGUUAUAUGCUCUUGUAGAGCUUUAUGAAAAACAGCCGACUCCAGAUUAUGUUUCCAUCUGUAAAUGUCUUGGCUUUUUAGAAGAUGCAAAAAGGGUAGCAGAGAUUUUAGUCAGAUUAUUAAAGGAAGAGAAUGAGCAGUGUCACCUUUCGUGUCUUCAGAUAGCUCUUGACUUGUUCGACAGUGACUCUCCCCAUUUUUCAAGAAAGUUAUACGAGGAGUUUUCUUUACAGUUUUCUGACGAGAAGGUUGGUGAUAACUCGCUAUUUCAAACGAUACGUUCUAUUUUGAAUGGCACUGUUCCGUCAGCUUUAUAUUUGGAAUUUCUGUACACCAAAAAUCAUUCGGAGAACAAUGUCUUAAAAAAGGUGAAGCAAUCUUUGGACGCAAGAAGUUCAGUUAAUCACACUGGAUUGGUAUUGGCAAAUGGUUUUAUGAACGCAGGAACGAAGAAUGAUGCAUUCCUUCGUGAAAAUAUUGAAUGGCUUUCACGCGCGACCAAUUGGGCCAAGUUCUCAGCAACUGCUUGUUUGGGUCUUAUUCAUACACGUCAGGCGUCAUCGGCUCUGACACUUUUAUCUCCUUAUCUUUCUAAUGAAGGCGGUUCAACAAGUGCCUAUGCUGAAGGAGGUGCAUUAUAUGCUCUUGGCUUGAUUGUUGCUUCAGCAAGUAGCUUCGAGUUGACAGAACCCAGUUCGCAACAGUAUAUCCCAGUUACGGCUAAGGGGCUUAGUAGUCGUAGUUAUUUGUUAUCUGCUUUGCGUUCAGCAGGUAACAAUGAAGUUAUUCAACAUGGUGCUUGUCUUGGUAUCGGAUUGGCAUGUAUGGGAAUGGCUACCGGAGAUGAGAAUGACGAAUUAUAUGAAGAGCUUAAAGGUGUUCUUUAUUCUGAUUCUGCUGUAGCUGGACAAGCAGCUGCUUUUGCUAUAGGUUUGAUACUUGCCGGUAGUGGUUCUUCUCGUGCUAUUGAAGAAAUGUUAGCAUAUGCACAUGACACACAACAUGAAAAGAUAACGCGAGCACUUGCAGUGUGCAUCUCAUUGAUCAUGUAUGGUCGUGAAGAGGAUGCAGAUACUCUCAUUGACCAGUUAUGUGACGAAAAGGAUCCGAUAUUGCGAUAUAGUGCAAUGUUUACUAUUGGAUUGGCUUAUUGUGGAACAGGAGAGAACAAAGCAACCAGAAGACUUCUUCAUGUAGCUGUUUCAGAUGUAAAUGAAGAUGUUCGUCGAGCUGCAGUUAUAUCUUUAGGGUUUGUCCUGAUUCGUCAACCUCUACAAGUACCGAAAAUUGUCAAAUUAUUAUCGGAGAGUUAUCACGCUCACGUGCGUUAUGGAGCUGCAAUGGCCAUUGGAAUUGCAUGUGCUUGCACUGGUUCACACAAUGCGAUAGAAAUUCUUGAGCAUCUUUCUAUAGAUACAGUGGAUUUUGUUCGCCAGGCAGCCUUGAUUGCACUCAGUAUGGUUUUGAUGCAACAGUCAGAAGGGAUGAAUUCAAAAGUUGCAGAUAUAAGAAGAUUAUUUGAUCGCACAAUCUCCGAUAAACAUGAAGAAAUUCUUUCAAAAUUUGGAGCGGUACUUGCAACAGGCAUAAUAAAUGCAGGAGGAAAAAACUGCACGAUAGAGUUUAUUUCUCAGUCAGGUUAUCUUAGAAGCAGAGCUAUUCUGGGAAUGACCAUGUUCUGCCAAUUCUGGCACUGGUAUCCUGCUGCUCAUUUUUUGAGUUUAAGCUUUCGUCCUGCAGCACUUAUAGCGUUGACCAAGGACUUGAAACUACCCAAGAUGGAAUUUCUAUGCGAAGCCAAGCCAUCCAUGUUUGACUAUGUGAAAGCAACUGGUCAAGAGCAAAAGAAGGAAGAAGAACCUGUCGUAAGCGCAGUUUUAAGUGUUUCUACACAUCAAAGACGCAGAGAUCGUACGAAGAAAACCACUUCUACGGAAUCCAAAGUAAAUGCAGGAACAACAGCACCCAUGGAAUUGGACUCUGAGGAAACGAAAAGAAGUAAGGAGCAAGCAAAAGAUUCGAGUAAAUUGAAAGUGGAACAAUACCAAGAACCUACUAGUUACAGAAUGGAAAAUCCCUCUCGAGUUUUGCCUCAGCAAAUUCCUUACGUUAGGAUUCCAACAAAUUCGCCAUUCAAAGGUUUGACUACAAUAGCACAUCCAGGUUUCCUUCUUGUGCAGCCUAAAGACUCUCAUUCUGAAGUUGAAUUUGUUAGUUAUCAACUGUAUGGUUACCCAGUGGUUCAAGAAGACGAUAUGGCAGAAAGCAAUCCCACUCAAGAGCCAAUGUCAGAAGAACCUCAGCCUCCGGCUCCUUUUGAAUAUCAUGAAGACUAAGACGUAUAUGUUCUCUUUUGAGUAUUAUCUUUGCAAAAAUGAAUGUCUUGAUAGCCUA